This is a messenger RNA of Acipenser ruthenus (sterlet), 2527 nucleotides long. RefSeq names its product essential meiotic structure-specific endonuclease 1 (gene eme1). Gene Ontology annotation, molecular function: nuclease activity; DNA binding. Gene Ontology annotation, biological process: resolution of meiotic recombination intermediates; replication fork processing; mitotic intra-S DNA damage checkpoint signaling. Gene Ontology annotation, cellular component: Holliday junction resolvase complex; nucleus. The transcript has 9 exons. NCBI's taxonomy places the organism in Eukaryota, Metazoa, Chordata, Actinopteri, Acipenseriformes, Acipenseridae. The record is from RefSeq and is a predicted model, not a curated record. The coding region runs from base 532 to 2193 and encodes 553 amino acids.
UAUAAACUUUAUCUAGUAAAUUACGUUUACUUAAAAUGCAUUUUGUUUGUUUUGUUACUGAAAGGUAACUUAGCACCUCGUGGUGUCUGAUCGACAGGAAAUGUAUCUACUUCCAGCUAAAGCUAGCGUCUGUCAAUAGUUUCUUAGUUGUAUUUUUUGCGCAUACUUUGAUAUAUACUGUACUGUACAAGGUCGGGUUAACCCAUCACUGGGCCGUACUGGCAAGCAUACACGUGCGAGUGCCCUACCUCUGAACAAACAGCCACACACACAUAUAUACACACCUCUAUAUACAUUAUAGCCUUAUAACUAGCGCUCCACCUUUUACAACAGAUAAAAUUCUCAGUUUUAAGUUAUUAUGAACGACUGAAUGAAUCUGACAGAAAAUUAAGCUGUAGAGGGUAUGCGAAAUACAUUUCAGAAUAAAACCGGAAAAAAAAAACUGAAGCCACCCACGUUAAAUCCUGUAGCACAGCUCGACAUGAUUUACUGAAUAAACAUGCAACAGUUCAAACAAACAAGGAACACCAUAUGAAGACCAAAAAGGGAUAUUUGGUGGGGAUGGGUGAGAACAAGCAGAACCCAGACUCCAGUUACACAGAUCCCAACAGUGACAUUGAGGACCUGCCCACUUUUACCUUCUUGCAGGAGAGGCCUGUCAUCAAGCAGCCUGAACUAGUCAUCAUAGAGACCCCAGCCUCUGCUGGUUCUGUUGCAUUCCCCUCCAGUGCAAAGGAAGAGGCCACCAUGAUCAGCAGUGAGAGUGAAGAGGAAGUAUUUGUGCCUCUUUCAGAAAGGCUGAAGGGACGAAUCGGAGACAGCCAUGAAUCCAAGGGAAGUGGGACCCUUCAGCCUAUUGAGCUCCCAAACCCCUAUCCAGUUAGCGGCCUUGAAAAUGUGGUGCCACUGAGGAAAAGUGUUUCAUCAGCAUUCACCAGCCAGCCUGUCCUGGGAUUGAAGGGGGCAACAGAAGUUUGGGACUUCUCCGAUUCUGAGGAGGAGAAUGAAGCACUGAACUCAAGGGGACCCUGUCUCUACAAAUCAGCCAGUGCUCGUCCUGUCUCCCCAGAGGAGCAUGGCUUGCCAGUAAUGACAGCAGUGACAUCAGAGCUCACCCCCCUGAAGAGGAAGCCAGUGAAGCGCAGCAAGGCGCAGAUAGAGGAGGCCAGGUUGGAAGCACUGUGGAAGAGGACAGAGAAGGACAGACAGAGGGCUGAGAGGGAAAAUAAGAAGCAGGAGCUGGAGCAGGAAAGGGCGAAGAAGAAAGCUAUGGCUGAUUUAGUAAAAGCCCUGAGGCCAGAGGAAUGUCUGAAGUACUUGGUGGCCACUAUCGAUCCAGCUCUCUUGCAGGUGGAAGGCGGAGGGCAGCUGCUCACCAUGCUGCAGGCUCUGGGCUGUAGCUGUGCCAUUGAGAGCCAGGCAGUGCCUUACAGUGUCACCUGGAGACGCAGGGUCACCCUCACACAGGGUGAAGAAGCAGAGUCUGUUCCUGAGCCCCAUGUUGUGAUCCACGUGCCAAUGGAAGAUUUUGUCUACAUGGUCCACAGCUAUAAACAGGAGCAGCAAGGCUGUGCCCCCGAUAGUGGCCCGUCUCUGAUCAGCUGGACGCACAGCAUUGUAGGGAUGAGCGCAGGCAGGACUCCAGCACUGGCCGUUGUUAACAUGGAGAAGUACUUCAGGUCCCAGAACUCUCAGAACCAGAAGAAACAUCGUCAAGCUGUGCUAGGGAAGGGGGAGGGUACAAAUAAACGAAAGAGGAGGAAAGAGGGAGAGCUGUUGCCAGAUGUGUCCCGGGUGGACUUGGAAGAGGCACUAGUGGACCUGCAGCUGCACACAGAGGUUCAGGUUCGCUUCCUGGAGACCUGGAAAGAGUUUUCUGAUUACAUUGCUAUGGUAACCAAAGCUGUGGCUGAAGCACCAUUCAACCGCUCAUUGUGUUGUGCAGGCAUGAGCGUGACCAAGCAGGUUUCUCCUUCUACCUGGAGAGCGAGUGGUCGGGAGGGUGCAAGGUGGACCGCAGUGGAAAGGGACUCAUUCAGGUGUGGAAGAGGCAGAUCCAACAGUUUAACCGCAUCAGCCCCGAAAUUGCCAGUGCCAUCCUGGCUGCAUACCCCUCACCACAGCUGCUUGUCCAGGCAUAUCGUAAAUGCAGCUGUGAUCGGGAGAGGCACACCCUUCUUGCAGAUAUUCUAGUUCGCCGAGGUGAGGGGGUGACUUCAACAUCUCGCCGUGUCGGACCAGAGCUCUCCAAGCGCAUUUAUUUACUAAUGACAUCGCUUGACCCUGAGCUGUCAUUGGAGGCCACAGGCUAGACGACGAAGCCAGAAAUACAGAAGCAGACACUUUGUUUAGAGCAGGGAAACUAAGGGCAGAUUUGUUGCUGGUUUGAUAAGUUCAUAUGUUUUCAUCUUCCUUAUUUGUAACCUCUAAAAUAAUUCAUGACAUGUUGAAAACUACUAAUUCAAAAUUAUUUCUUUUACAUUUUGUGUAAUAUUUAAUAAUAAUAAAAAAACAAAGUCUGGUAUUA